Molecule: messenger RNA, 2471 nt
Organism: Hibiscus syriacus
Lineage: Eukaryota; Viridiplantae; Streptophyta; Magnoliopsida; Malvales; Malvaceae
Product: scarecrow-like protein 9
Exons: 2
Coding region: 114-2357 (747 amino acids)
Biological process (GO): regulation of DNA-templated transcription
Cellular component (GO): nucleus
Molecular function (GO): sequence-specific DNA binding; DNA-binding transcription factor activity
Source: RefSeq, a predicted model, not a curated record
AAACAAAACAGAAAUCAUUUUUCUCUCUCUGACUCAGCUCAGUUAGGUUUGUUUAGUGAAGUGUUUGAAAGCUAAGAGCCUUUAGAAGUUCAGAAUUUUGGAUUUUGAUUGUUAUGGAUGGAUGGUUGAAGGGAGUUUAUAGUUUCGUCGGUCCGGUCGGCCGAGUCGGACUAAAUGACCGUUCGGUGUUGGCCUUACCAGUUCAGGAUUUCGAUAACCGGUUGAAGAAUGGAAACGGUGUUGAUGUCUCUCCUAUGGAACCUGUUCCGACCCUGGGAAAUGUUGUGCCUUCCUCGAGUGGGAUCGAGGAGGGAGAUUCGCAGGAGGAUUACGACUUUAGCGACGAGGUUCUGAAGUACAUUAAUCAGAUGCUAAUGGAAGAAGAUAUGGGGGAUAAGACAUGUAUGUUUAAAGAGUCCUCAGCAGCACUUCAGGCUGCCGAGAAGUCGUUUUACGAGGUUCUCGGGGAAACGUAUCCGCCUUCUGCUGGAUACAAAUUGAAGCGUUUUGCUGAUCAAAACCGAGAAGGCUCCGAUGGAAGUCAUGAUCAAAGUUGCUCAAGUUGUAGUAGUGCAAGCAUUAGUGGUUUUAGUAGCAGCAAUGUAGUCAAUCCCGGGCACAACCAUGAUUUCGGUGAGCAAAGGUCUUUAAACAUCUCAUCCCAGGCCAGUUCAACUCAUAGUUCAGCGAAUAAUACUGGUAGUGUGGUAGAUGGCAUUGCCGAUUCUCUGGUGAGUACUUUAAGGAUUCCGGAAAUAUUUAGCGAUAGUGAGUCGGCCAUACAAUUUAGAAAGGGGUUUGAGGAAGCAAGCAAGUUCCUUCCGAAUGGUGGGAGCCUGUUUGUUCGCAUUGAGAACGACAGAUUGUUACCCAAAGAGCUGAAGGAAGAGGCUAAAGAUGUUGUAGAGAAGGUGGAGAAGAUUGAGAUCUCUCGGGAUGGAUCGAGGGGAAAGAAGAACCCUUAUUCGGAGGAUUCAAGUUUGCAGAGUGGCAGGAGUUACAAGCAGUCUUUAGUGUGUACUGAAUCAUCUGUAAGCCCGGAAAUGUUCGAUAACGUGCUACUAAAUUGUGAAAGCGUAACCGAUCUUCAAAAAGUUUUGCAAGAUGAAACGAGCAAGAAUGCGCAGCAGAACGGACUAGCGAAAGGUUCUAACAGUGGAAAGGGUCGUGGGAAGAAACACAGAGGUAAAAGGACCAUGGUGGAUCUAAGAACUCUUUUAACCCUCUGUGCACAAGCCGUUGCAACUGAUGAUCGGAGGAAUGCAAAUGAGCUGAUGAAGCAAAUCAGGCAGCAUUCUUCACCUAUGGGUGAUGGGAUGCAGAGGGUGGCUCACUAUUUCGUCGAUGGCCUUGAGGCACGGUUAGCUGGUUCUGGAACACGGAUUUACACUGCCCUUAUCACGAAGCCGACUUCGGCUGCUGAUGUUUUGAAAGCUUACCAUCUGUUUCUUGCUGCCUGUCCUUUUAGAAAGCUUUCUAAUUUCUUCUCGAAUAAAACGAUAAUGAAUCUAGCAGAAUCUGCAGCUAGGCUUCAUAUUAUUGAUUUUGGCAUUCUAUAUGGCUUCCAAUGGCCUUGCCUUAUACGACGUCUCUCAUCUAGACCUGGAGGACCGCCUAAGCUAAGGAUUACAGGGAUUGAUUUUCCACAACCGGGCUUCCGCCCGGCAGAAAGGGUUGCAGAGACGGGGCGCCGUCUUGCAAACUACGCAAAGACUUUCAAAGUUCCAUUCGAGUUCCAUGCUAUUGCACAGAAAUGGGACACCGUUCAAAUCGAGAACCUCGGUAUUGACCGUGAUGAGGUGGUUGUCGUAAACUGCAUGUACAGGCUUAGAAAUGUACUCGAUGAGACUGUGGUUGUCGAGAGUCCGAGGAAUAAAGUUCUCAACUUGAUCAGGAAGAUGAAUCCUGAUGUUUUCAUACUGGGAGUUGUGAAUGGUGCCUACACCGCUCCGUUCUUUAUCACGAGAUUCAGGGAGGCUCUCUUCCACUAUUCUACUUUAUUCGAUAUGCUCGAAACUAACGUGCCUCCCGAAAUUCCGGAAAGGAUGCUGAUCGAGAGAGAGAUAUUCGGGUGGGAGGCAAUGAAUGUCAUCGCAUGCGAGGGAGCCGAAAGGAUCGAGAGGCCCGAGACUUACAAGCUGUGGCAGAUGAGGAAUACAAGGGCCGGUCUCAGGCAGUUGCCAUUGAAUGAAGAGAUCAUGAAGACAGCAAAGGAGAGGGUGGAUACAUACUACCACAAGGACUUUGUAAUCGACGAGGAUAACCGCUGGUUGAUUCAAGGAUGGAAGGGUCGAACCGUUUAUGCACUCUCGACUUGGGUUCCUGCCUCUUUGCAUUCGGAUGGCAGCGAUCGGUAGUUACGAUUUAAUGGACUGGAAAUUGAUAUUGUUUACAAAGAAUGGUAUUAUAAAUUGAUCCAUUUAGUCCCCUCUAUAAGGGAUUGUGCCGAUUUACAGGGGCUAAUUUUUUAA